Wasmannia auropunctata (little fire ant) is the source of this 516-nucleotide messenger RNA. Its product is annotated as rab-like protein 3. Lineage: Eukaryota; Metazoa; Arthropoda; Insecta; Hymenoptera; Formicidae. Gene Ontology annotation, biological process: intracellular protein transport. The coding region runs from base 73 to 516 and encodes 147 amino acids. Gene Ontology annotation, molecular function: GTPase activity. The transcript has 2 exons. The record is from RefSeq and is a predicted model, not a curated record. Gene Ontology annotation, cellular component: endomembrane system.
CGAAUUUUCACGCAUUUAGGUUAUGUGAUAACGCAGACUGUAAACCGUUGUCGUAGGAGAGAUAUUGCUUUUAUGAGAGAACGCAUCGUCUACAUAAAUGUCUUUGUUAUCGCAGGCGUCGGUAAAACAUCGCUGACACAUUUAAUAUGCCAGCAGCAGCCUAUCGGCAAUCCUUCCUGGACGAUAGGUUGCUCGGUGGAGGUCAAGUUGCACGAGUACAAGGAGGGCACGCCGAAUCAGAGGAGAUACUUCGUCGAGCUGUGGGACGUCGGCGGCAGCCAGAGUCACAAGAACACGAGAUCUGUGUUUUACAAUCCCACGAACGGCAUAAUAUUAGUCCACGAUUUAACGAAUCGUAAAUCACAGCAGAAUCUGCAGAAGUGGCUGGAGGAGGUUUUAAGUAGGGACGGAACUUCCUCAAGGUCCAAGUCGACGUUCGAGGACUUUGAUCCCGAGAAGUUCGUGGGCUCGACGCAGGUGACAAAGAUUUUUCCAAGCGACUGUGAUAUGUCAUAG